AUGGAAUUCUUUGAUGAACUUGCCACCUGGGCUGAAGAAACUAUUGCCCAUCACGAACCGGCUCUGGAACAACAAUAUGAAUACCAUCAAGAGUAUGAACCAUAUGAGGAACCACAACAAUAUCAGGAACCAGAACCCUAUCAUGAACCCGAACCCGAACAAGAACAGAAUGAUGAGCAGCCUGCAGAGGAGGAAGCAGAACAGAAUGAUGAGCAGCCUGCGGGAGAGGGAGAGAAAGAGGAAGGGAGGAGAAGCAGCAAUAGCAAGAAGCAUGUGAAAAGUGUAAUAGCAGCAGCAUCAGCAGCAGCAUUAGGACUUGGAAAAGCCAAGGUGGGUGCUGAGAAGGCCAAGGCAAAGAUCAAGGGUAAAAUCAAUUGGGUCAAAGAUAAGUGCCACCACAAAGACAAUGUCUCCAAGUGA
Molecule: messenger RNA, 420 nt
Organism: Prunus avium (sweet cherry)
Lineage: Eukaryota; Viridiplantae; Streptophyta; Magnoliopsida; Rosales; Rosaceae
Source: RefSeq, a predicted model, not a curated record